Molecule: messenger RNA, 1575 nt
Organism: Saccharomyces paradoxus
Lineage: Eukaryota; Fungi; Ascomycota; Saccharomycetes; Saccharomycetales; Saccharomycetaceae
Gene: EKI1
Product: bifunctional choline kinase/ethanolamine kinase EKI1
Exons: 1
Coding region: 1-1575 (524 amino acids)
Biological process (GO): phosphatidylethanolamine biosynthetic process; phosphatidylcholine biosynthetic process
Cellular component (GO): cytoplasm
Molecular function (GO): choline kinase activity; ethanolamine kinase activity
Source: RefSeq, a predicted model, not a curated record
AUGUCCCGAACUUACCUGCUCGGCACAGCCUCACUAGAAAUGUCUAAGAAAAAGCACCAGCUAGAAAAUUGCAAUAAGCCAACGAAGAGGGUGAUCCAUAUCAUUGACCCUAAUGUCAUCUCAGAAGCCGGCUUGCAAAAUGAACUGCCAGUAAGGUGCUCUAAUGAAGAUGGUGAGAUUACAUCAAUUUCUUUGACUUCACAACCCUCCAACGAUUUUCUCAAGUUGGCGUACGUAAACGAGAAAUUAGAUCCGUCUUUGCCAUCCCAAUAUUUUAGACAAGAUAUCAUAAAUGUUUUACAAAGCUUGGAGAUUCCUGGAUGGGCUGCGAAUGACUCUAAAGAAACCGUGUUGGAUAAAGAUUUAUUAACUUUGACGAAAAUCAAGGGGGCCCUUACAAAUGUCAUUUAUAAGAUUCACUAUCCGAAUCUACCCUCUUUACUAAUGAGAAUUUUUGGUGAUAGCAUAGAUUCUGUAAUUGAUAGGGAAUAUGAAUUGAAGAUUAUCGCGAGAUUAUCAUUUUAUAAUUUAGGUCCCAAGUUGGAAGGAUAUUUUCAGAAUGGCAGAUUUGAAAAAUAUAUUGAGGGUUCGAGAACAUCUACUCAGGCUGACUUUAUAGAUCGGGAUACUUCAGUAAGAAUUGCUAAAAAGUUGAAAGAGUUGCAUUGCACUGUUCCACUAACGCAUAAAGAAAGAUCUGAUCAACCAUCGUGUUGGAAAACCUUUGAUCAGUGGAUCAAAUUAAUAGAUUCGCAUAAACAGUGGGUUUCCGAUCAUGGAAAUAUAAGUGAAAAUUUACGCUGUUCAAAUUGGAACUUCUUUAUAAAGAGUUUUGAAACUUAUAAGCAUUGGCUAUAUAACGAUUCCGCUUUUACUUCAAAGUUGUUAAGAGAAGGUGAUAAAGAUAUUACGAUAAAUACUGGGCUGAAGAUGGUAUUUUGUCAUAACGACUUACAGCAUGGUAAUUUACUUUUUAAAAGUAAGGACAACGAUAACGUUUCAGUAGAUGAUUUAACAAUUAUUGAUUUUGAGUACGCUGGCCCUAACCCUGUUGUAUUUGAUUUAUCAAAUCAUCUGAAUGAAUGGAUGCAAGACUAUAAUGGUGUACAGUCUUUCAAAUGUCAUAUUGAUAGGUACCCAAAAGAAGAAGAUGUUCUAGUUUUUGCACAAAGUUAUAUAAAUCAUAUGAGUGAGAAUCAUGUGGAAAUCGAUUCACAGGAAGUUAGGAUUCUCUAUAAUCUAAUCAUCGAGUGGAGGCCUUGCGCACAACUAUUCUGGUGUCUUUGGGCUCUUUUGCAAAGUGGAAGGCUUCCGCAACAACUACUGAUAGAUGAAAAAUCAAUCAGCAAAAAAGAUAGAUUAUGUGAUGAAACGUGUACUAUCACACGCAAGAACGGCGAAAGUAAAGAGGACGGAAAAUACGAUGGUUACGAAGAUGAUUCGUUUAACUAUUUAGGAUUUUGUAGAGAAAAGAUGUCUGUUUUUUGGGGUGAUUUAAUUACAAUGGGGAUUAUCGAUAAAGACUGUUCAGAUAUUGGAAAAACCGACUACUUAGACACUAAAGUUAUUCUUUAA